This is a messenger RNA of Syngnathus typhle (broad-nosed pipefish), 4659 nucleotides long. RefSeq names its product intraflagellar transport 22 homolog (Chlamydomonas) (gene ift22). The transcript is spliced from 5 exons. NCBI's taxonomy places the organism in Eukaryota, Metazoa, Chordata, Actinopteri, Syngnathiformes, Syngnathidae. Bases 291 to 866 code for a protein of 191 amino acids. The record is from RefSeq and is a predicted model, not a curated record. Gene Ontology annotation, biological process: intracellular protein transport. Gene Ontology annotation, cellular component: endomembrane system. Gene Ontology annotation, molecular function: GTPase activity.
AGCCAUUGGCUGAAACCAUAGCAACUAAACGGAAGUUUACAGUCGCGGGAUCGGCUAACAAGCAAAGCGCCAAAGAUUUACGAGUAUUUUAUUUUAUUUUGUUAUUUUCUACUAGCUGAAAGUUUUAAAAUCAACAUUGAAUCAACAUACAGGUGUUUAUCACUGACGCAACUGACACUUGGUCAAGAAAACGCGCACUUGUGGCUUAAAUCGCAGUUAGCUUGACGGCUAAUGCAUCUCGAGCCUUGUCGCCACAAUGUUCAAAGCUAAAAUACUGCUAAUUGGGCCAAAUGAGAGUGGCAAAACCGUCCUCGCAAAUUUUCUCUCGGACGCAACAGAAAACGUGGGAGGCAAAUACAGACCCACUCAAGCAGUCAGGUACGAGCUACAUGACAAUCCACAAAUGUCAACAACUUUCUUGUUUGAGGAUACUAGAAUUUGAAUCACAACUGGAUGGUUAUGGUGACGUAAAAUCAUGCGAGGUUGAGCUCUGGGAUUGUUCCGGCGACUUCAAAUUUGAAUCAUGCUGGCCUGCGCUUACCAAGGACUCCAGCGGUGUGGUGAUCAUUUUUAACCCCGACGUUCCCAGCCACUUGAAAGAAAUUGAGACCUGGCACUCGAUGUUCAUCUCCUCGCAGGGCUUGCAGGACAGCCAGUGUCUGCUCAUUGCACAUCACAAGCCCGGCAGUGCAAUAGAAGAAGGUCGACUGCCUUUAGCUUCACAGCUGAGCAGGCUUCCACUCAUUCACUCUGAAAUUGAGGAAGAGCCCGAGGACCUGAGACGAGCUUUCUGCAGAUACUUGGGGAAAGUUGUAAAUACACUGUCAGAAAGUCGGGAACGGGAGGAGAUGUCCAUCAUCACAUAGCAACAAAAUAUCUUGAAAAAUAUCAGGUAGUUUACAUUUUUAUUCCCUUGAACAUAUCCUGACAAAGACUUACUGUGCAUAUACUUUUUUAUGUUGUUUAGAACAGGGGUCACCAGCCUUUUUUAAAUUAAAUUAAUAUAUAUAAUAUCCAUUUGCAACACUACAACUCAAGCAAAGUCAAAGGGAAGACAGAAUAGUAACGACAAAAACAACUGUAAUAGUUCACCUCUAUAAAGCUAUAAAAUUGUUUACACUUUCAGUCACUCCUACAACAUUCCUUGGAAAUCACAAUCUCCCUUUACUGGUGAGCUAACUGUUGCCUGCUGGUGACCCAUGGUGGAGAACAUUAUAUCAUAAACGUGAUUGUAAAUAAAUAUACUAUGUAGACUAUGCGACAUAUUUUUGUUAUGAUUUACAAGUAAUCAUGCUCCAUUUACAUAAUCUGAAGUACAUAUCCUCAUAAGACAUCUUCUGAAGCUUUAGCCCAGGGGUGUCCAAACCUUUGCAAGGAGGGCCAGAUUUAGUAACGUGAAGGGGCCCGGGUGCCAAUAUUUUUUUCGCUUCUCUUCCGGGGGGGGCUAAUGGGACGUCAAACGCUGCGCGUUCGCUUCUCUUCCAGGGGGGCGGGGGUGCUAAUGGGACGUCAAACGCUGCGUGUUCGCUUCUCUUCCGGGGGGCAGUUGCAGCCAUUUCUGGGGACUCGCGGUAAAAGUUUUUCUUUGCCUUAUUUCAUUUGUGUGGCGGGCUCCAUCUAGUAUUGAAACUGAGAAGUGCAACAGAGUUGAGCUCAAGCUUCUUGUGCGGGCCAUAUUCAAUUAUAUUUUCAGAAUUUGCUGCGGGCCAAUAAAAACUGGACCGCGGGCCAACUGCCGUAGUUUGGACACCCCUGCUUUAGCCAAAAAUUGAUUACAUCAGGCCAAAGCACAUUUUCUCACUUGCUGGGGCGAUUUUGUGACGGUUCGGUGAAACUGCUAGAUAGGGCUUUUUAGCAUCCUAUAAUGUGUUGAAUAAGUUGGUUUCUCACUUCAUAAAGAGAAUACACUCAAUAUCGAGAGUGCCUUUUACAUGUGACAUAGGUGAAUGAGUCAUUGUUUCAAAUGGGCAGACGGGAUGACAAAAAAGAGCUGAGUGUGACUAAGAUGGCCAAUAUUAAUUUUGUUAUGAUCUGAAUCUAUGAGAGUCAGAUAACCUCUAUUAGACUUUCCCAAUGGCACACAUACACACUUGAUAUGAUCAAAUGGGCCAGCAAUCGAAUGGCUUCGUCAAGGAAGCUUAAAGGUCAUCGUCUCUUAACCUCUCGUUGCAAUUUCCGAAUUGGCUCUAGGCAUAUCUUCUAUCACUAUCAUCAGUAAGACUGUUGGAAACAGACUAGGCGAGCAAUAUCGCAAAUGGAUUCAAUCAUUUUUUUUUUUUUUAUCCGUAUGCAUACUGCAAGAGAUAAUACUAAAGAGGAUUGUUGUUUGCAUAGCCUCAUAUCUCUGAAAAUGUGAUUAACCAGUGUCUUAUCUUUUAAUUGUCACUGCAUGAAUGGAUUCUUCAUAUUGGAGGUCCGACAUCAACUGCUUUCUAAUACAACUUUUGUGUUUGCAAGAGCUCUACUUAAGUAUAUUUGGAAGCGCUUGUCCAUUUAUCAUUAUCUGUUUGUUUCUUUGGUAACUCCUGCGGUAAAUCUUAUAUGACUAUUUUCCACAUUAGCAUUGUUUUUUUUACUUUUAAACUUUUGUCUUUUUUUUUUUUAUGGAUUUUUUUACCCUCCAAACAUAGCAGGUCAAUUUGAUACCCAAACAGCUUAUUUUUAGUUUCAUCGGACUACAGCACUUCCUUGGGCCACUUCAAUAUUUCACUCCUUUUUUUGGCACAGCAUGAAUCCCAACUGUUUUCGGGCAAUUAAUAUCCAAAUUGCCUUCAGAUGAUUGCUUAGGUCUUGCCAUGUACUUUGAGGCUGCUUCCUUACCUCUUUUUCCGGUGAUGAUCCUCACCCCAUGAGGUAGGAUUUUGCAUGGAGCGCCAUUGCGAGAGCAAUCAAUGGUUAUUUUGUGUGUCUUCCACUCUGAAAUGAUGGCGCUAUUAGAUGCCAGCUUCUCACCAGGCCUUUUGAUGACGGUAUUGCACAUUCCAGUCUUGCGCCUGUCUAUAGUCCGCUGACAACUGUUUGGCAGCUCUUUAGUCUUUCAGAUGGUGGGAUCAAAACCGGAAGUUAUGUAUUAGAUAUUCCUUGAACAGGUAUGCUUCACAUGCACGAUGUGAUGAGAUUAGCAGUGCUAAUAGGCUGACAGUCCACAGCUAUGAGUAGGACAAAAAAAUAGAAGGUACCACUCUAUUAUACUAGUUGUAAUUAGACAAUUCAGCCAUUUCAUCUUUUUCAAAAUCAUUUUAUUGACAUGUAAGAAGCAAAAGUUACAUUUUUCAUGGGAUGGUGACGGGCGGCGUAUCCGUUGCCAUUUCGAGGGGGCCUAACUCCGGUUCAUGCUGAACUGAGCCAGUGCUUGGUGAACAUCCAACUGUUAUCAGCUCAGUAGGCACAGGAGGUUGAGCCCAGACAACCGCGCACCGCCGCCUGUUCGCCACGAGGGGGAGAGGUAGAGCAUACGCAAGCAAAACUUGCCACCGUGGCCAGGUUUCCCUGGAAAUUGUAACUGGUGCUCGUUCCCAAACUGUGCCGUGUCAUCAGGUGUGCUGUGGGAAAUUUCACUUCACUUGUCCCAAAAUAAUUUCCCAACUUUGUUCAUCUGGCAUGCUAUAAAUGAGUAGUGACAGGCAGCACAACUAUUUGCUCUUCCACUCUAUGGCAGAUGUUACAUAAAGUUCGAGUAAAUUGAAACAUCUUUCAACUAACAUUUUUUGUUUUUUUUGGCAAAUACUUUUUUAAAUUUUUUGUUUGUUUGUUUAUUGUUUUUAUUGAUGGUAUUUAUUCCUCACUAUAGUUCUAAUGUGAUGAACAUGUCAUAGCUUUCCAUCUAUAGAAAAGAACAUAAAAUGGAUUAUUACCUCACGUUUGGCUUGGAUUUCCCUCGGUUGUUGGCUGCGAGCAUUUUCACUGCUCCUUUUAUGAGAAAUACCUUACAUAAGAGCAUCAGCAGCGUUGCGGUCGAAGUGGCCGGGAUUCGUAAAGCUUUACACUCACAGUAAACAAACACACACACGUCACCUUGGAUGCAGCUUCCGUUGUUGACCACCCAGAUAGCAAUUGCGCUCAGAGUUCACAAUUACACUGCUACUUGUUUCCCUCGCCCCCGAUGAGACAUUUCCUGUAUUUCCUUCCGGUGUGUGACUCAGCCAUCCCUCCUUCUAUGCUCUGCCACACUGCAGCUUCUUAAGCCAACAUGUCCCAAAGAAGUCCAAACAAAGCCCAAAGGACACUUUUAAAGCAGCCUUAACAGAACUUUUUAAGCCUCACGUCAUCUCAACAUUUCCACCCAGUUUGACCUGGAGAAAACAAAGCCCAUCACAUACUUUUAAAGCAGUCUUUACGAAACUCAAAUGCACUUCAAUAUACUGAGUUAGCAGUAACAGUCAUAGUAAAGAACCAAUUGGUACUUUUAGAUCUUUUUUUUUUUUUUUUAAUUAAUAAAACUUUUAAAGCCACAGAUCCCUUUCACCAUCUUGACAGUUAGCACCAGUUAGAGUUUUAAUCUACACUUUUCAAUGCUUUGACAGAGUUGCCACUAACACAUUAAAGAAAAAAAAGUCAAGUGCUUUUGGGUUCUACUACUAUAGCAGUCGACUGGGCAACGGGUAGCGCAUAACUUCAUAAUAGUUGAUCCCACGUUGACUCUUUGCAGCUGUUACAACA